Podarcis muralis (Common wall lizard) is the source of this 1612-nucleotide messenger RNA. The record is from RefSeq and is a predicted model, not a curated record. NCBI's taxonomy places the organism in Eukaryota, Metazoa, Chordata, Lepidosauria, Squamata, Lacertidae.
AUGGCGGCAGGGCUGCCUCAGUCCCGCUGUAGGCUCUUCCAACACCUGCUCUUCUCCCUCUGGGCCCUGCAGGGUGGCCUAGUUACCAGCAACCCUGGAGUGAAAGUGACCCAGCAGCCACCAGUGGUCAGCAAACGGCAGGGUGAGACCCUGGAGCUGAGCUGCGGCGUCAACCAAGUAAACUGGUUUUUCUAUUGGUACCGCCAGCAACCUGGAGAGCCAAAGCUACAAUACUUUGGGACAUUCAGCACCUAUAGUAGCGAUUUAGAGGAUGACACAAAAAGUAGCCUCGAUAGUCGGCUGAGUGGCAAACGGAAAGGCAAUGAAACAACUUUGUACCUAAAAGACCUCCAGCUUAGCGACACAGGGCUGUAUCUCUGUGCUUCAAAGGACACAGUGACUGUAGCAGCCUCAGUAACUGUCACAAAACUGACUACCAAACAAUAUUGCUUCAAGGCUGAGAUGGCGGCAGGGCUGCCUCAGUCCCGCUGUGGGCUCUUCCAACACCUGCUCUUCUCCCUCUGGACCCUGCAGGGUGGUCUAGUAACCAGCACCUCUGGAGUGGAAGUGACCCAGCACCCAACACUGGCCAACAAACGGCAAGGCGAGACCCUGGAGCUGAGCUGCGAUGUCCAUCAAAAGACCUAUCAUUACUACUGCGCCGCCCCAAAGUACGCUUCGCCGUCGGAGAGCAAGGUGGGCCGGAGAGCGAGGAAGGAGCCGUCCCGGAGGGCCGGGAGCAGUUGGGAAGAUUUUGCAAGGGGGGCCCGUGAAGCGGCAGUGCUGUGUGAGCAAGCUUACUUCGCGGAUACUGGGACGCAGCUCAUAGUCGAAGAUGAAAAUUGUCAACGCUCACAGCCGACUGUCCAUCUUCUGGGUCCCGUGUGCCACAAGGACCAUGUCACACUCGUGUGUGUGGCCCAGGGCUUUCCCUAUGAAUGGCCCAUUGAUGUGAGUUGGAAGCGUGAUGCGCAAGAGGUGACUCGUCUCUCUUUCGCCACCGACCCCGUCCGCACCCUGAAUGGCACAUGCAACUUUGGGGUUUCCAGUCGCCUGAGCAUGACAGCUGCAGAGUGGCAGGAGAGGCAUGUGUACUCAUGCCACGUGAGACAAGGGAACAUAGCCGAGGCUGAAGAGUCGAUGGAGAGGGAGCCGAGCCAGCAGCCAGGUGUUGAAGAAAGAAUACCUUCCCACAAGAGGCAUAGUGCCCAAGCCUCAACUGUCUUGGAGUUUCAGAGCAGCCUUCAUACAGGGCAGCUCAUUUUCCUGCUCCUGGUGGUUAAGAGCUUUGCCUAUGGUACUGCUCUGGGAAUCUACACAGCCUGUAAGAAGAAAACAGGUCUCUGAUGGAGCUGUGGAGAGGCUCUGUGUCUUCCUGCUGGUAUUGAAGCAUUAGCUCUUUCUCCAGUCAAGAAACUUAUCCGCUUGCAGCUGGAGGCCAUUCUCAGUGUGGAUCCUCAAUGUUUCUUCUCUGACGUUUUCCCAUCUUCCUUCUCAUCUGCUCUUCAAUCUUGAGGACCUACAUUGGUCACUUGAAAAACUGCUGAAUUCUUCCUUUCCUUAAGCAAAUUUCCUGUGUAACAAUAAACAGAACUAGAUUUUAUUAUCUCCG